Messenger RNA from Spea bombifrons (plains spadefoot toad), 3058 nucleotides. It is a transcript of the gene SEC23IP, whose product is annotated as SEC23 interacting protein. The record is from RefSeq and is a predicted model, not a curated record. The transcript is spliced from 19 exons. Gene Ontology annotation, cellular component: COPII-coated ER to Golgi transport vesicle. Gene Ontology annotation, molecular function: protein binding; metal ion binding. The coding region runs from base 55 to 3042 and encodes 995 amino acids. Lineage: Eukaryota; Metazoa; Chordata; Amphibia; Anura; Pelobatidae. Gene Ontology annotation, biological process: endoplasmic reticulum to Golgi vesicle-mediated transport.
GCGUCAGUCAGAGUACGGAUCUCCGGCAGGGAGACGUGGAAGUUGAGGCCGGACAUGGCCGAGAAGAGGUCGACGGGGGCUCAGCCCGGGCCUCCCGGUACCAAUCUGCUCUUCUCCGCUUCUGACUUCAGCUUUUCCGUGCCCUUCAUCCCAGUGAGCCAACCCAGCGGCGAGCUGCCCGUCGAUGCCACCGAGGUCGGCGAGGAGGACAGUUUCCUGGGACAGACGUCUGCCACGGUCAGCAAGCCGCAGACGUUCAGUUACUUUGCACAGCCGACCAGCCUGGGGGGGAAUAAUGAUCCAUUUGCUGCCAUCGCUCAGCCCCCCCUCGCCACGGCACCUCCGUCAUCAGGGCCGGCAGCUUUCGCCAGGCCCCCAGCGUCGACGUCUGCGUUUGGACCUCAAAACGGACAAACCACGGCACCGCUGCAGACGCCAAACCCGCCAUUUAUUAGUAAUAACCCUGCGGCUUCUAAAGUUACAACGGGCGGCAUUCCUUCAGCCUCCCCGAAUUGCCCUCCGACCGCCCCGUAUCCCGCUCCCCCCACCAGCUCCUCGCAGGCGGGCUAUAAUCCGUACCGCCAUAAUGUGCAGAGCAGCCGGAUCAAUCCCUAUCUAACCCCACCGCAGCUCCAGGAGCAGAGCAUCGGCCCCCAUUCACAGCCGGGACAGUUUGCGCCUCCGCUCGGCCAUGGCUACCAAGGCGCCCCUCCUCCGCUGCCACCGCCCACCGCAGCUGCCCCAUCUUUGCCACCCCCACCACCCGUGCAGUCGUACCCUCACCCCAGACCGGCCGGACCGCCGGCGCCCGGACCACCUCCUUUCGUACAAAACCAGUAUGAGCCGCUACAACCGCACUGGUUCUUCUGCAAGCAGGUGGAGGGAAAGGAGGUCUGGCAGCCGUUCAGCGUUUACGACUCUUUGAAUCUGGAAAAGGUUUAUAAUUCUGUCCAGCCCGACCCCGAGAGUGUGGUGGUGAGUACCGACGGGGGCCGCUACGACGUGUAUCUUUACGAUCGCGAGAGGAAAGCCGUUUACUGGGACGAGGAGGACUCGGAAGUCAGGCGCUGCUCCUGGUUCUACAAAGGAGACACGGACAGCAGGUUCACCCCGUACAGCGAGGAGUUCAGCGAGAAGCUGGAGGCGGAGUAUAAGAAAGCCGUCACCACCAACCAGUGGCACCGGAGGCUAGAAUUCCCUGGAGGGGAGACCAUCGUCAUGCACAACCCCAAGGUGAUCGUUCAGUUCCAGCAUUCAGCGAUCCCGGACGAGUGGGGAGCCCAUCCGGACGGACAGGCGAGGCCUCGCGUGGUGAAGCGGGGCAUUGAUGAUGAUCACGACGAGAUUCCGCAUGGAGAAGCGCCUCAGGUGGAUCAUUUGGUGUUUAUGGUUCACGGCAUCGGACCGGUGUGCGAUUUACGCUUUCGAAGCAUCGUGGAGUGCGUCGAUGACUUCAGGACAGUUUCGCUGAAGCUGCUGCGGACUCACUUUAAAAGGUCGCAUGAAGAUGGCAGGGUGAGCCGCGUGGAGUUCCUGCCCGUCCAUUGGCACGGUGCCCUCCACGGAGAUGCCACGGGGGUUGACAGACGUAUCAAAAAGAUCUCGUUGCCGAGUAUCAGUCGCCUCCGGCACUUCACCAACGAGACGCUCCUGGAUAUUCUCUUCUACAACAGCCCCACGUACUGUCAGACCAUCGUGGACAAGGUCAGCCUGGAGCUCAACCGGCUGUACGAGAUGUUCAUGAGCCGGAACCCCGGCUUCACCGGCCGCGUCUCCGUGGCCGGCCACAGUUUAGGCUCUUUGAUUCUGUUUGACUUGCUGUCCAACCAGACCGACUUAACGUCCACGCCGGCCCCAUCAGUGAUUGCUCCGGAUACAAAUGGUCUGUUGAAAAGUGAAACCAGCAGCGGCAAACAGGAUAAGCCGCAGGCGUCAGACGAUGGCAGCGGCGACCCGGACUCGGUGCAGGACGAGUUACCCGGCCUAACGGAGGCGCUCGAGUCCCUCAGCCUGGCUGAAUACGCCAGUGUGUUUGAAAAGGAGAAGAUUGACAUGGAGUCCCUGCUCAUGUGUACGGUCGAUGACUUGAAAGAGAUGGGAAUACCCCUGGGGCCGAGGAAGAAGAUAGCCAAGUUUGUAGAAGAAAGGGUCGCGCAUCAGGCGCGGAGGAGAGCGGCCGCGGAGGAGAGAGCGGCUCAGAUUAGGGUGCAGGCGGAGUCGGUGGCCCCCGGAUCUGAGGAAGCGGCUUUAAGGAGCAGCGAUCUGGAGCCGUUGAGAAAGAGACUGCCGGCCAGGGUCUCCGUGUCCAACGUUCCCGUGGAUUACGAAUACUUUGAAAUAGGGACGGGGCAGGUGUCGGUGAGAUACAAUCCGCUGGAUUUUGAGCCCGUGAAUUUCUUUGCCCUCGGCUCCCCCAUCGGGAUGUUCCUGACCGUGCGAGGCUUGGAUAAGAUAGAUGAGACGUACCGGCUCCCGACCUGCAAGGGCUUCUUCAAUAUAUACCACCCGCUGGAUCCUGUCGCCUACAGACUGGAACCUAUGAUCCUUCCAGACAUUGACCUGAAGCCUGUGCUUAUCCCUCAUCACAAGGGCAGGAAGAGGCUGCAUCUCGAGCUGAAGGAAAGCCUGACGCGAAUGGGCUCUGACCUGAAGCAGGGCUUCAUCAGUUCCCUCCGCAUGGCGUGGCAGACGCUCAAUGACUUCGCCCGCGCUCACACUGCAUCCACGCAGCUUCAGCUGGAGCUCAAGAAGGUGGCAGAUCAGAUCCAGGAAGAGGAAGCGAAACAGCAGGAGGGGGAAGUUGAAAAGCUGGAGAACCCGGAGUUUUCGAGGGAGGAGGAACUCUCCACGAAGAUUGGGACGCUAAACGGGGGCCGCCGGAUCGAUUACGUCCUGCAGGAGAAGCCCAUCGAGAGCUUCAAUGAGUAUCUCUUCGCUCUACAGAGUCACCUCUGUUACUGGGAGUCUGAAGACACGGCUCUGUUAUUCCUGAAAGAAAUCUACGGCUCGAUGAACGUCUCCCCGGAUCAGCCGCUUCACUGAACCGGGAGAAAACCUU